Messenger RNA from Durusdinium trenchii, 1578 nucleotides. The record is from the annotation of a GenBank genome assembly. Lineage: Eukaryota; Dinophyceae; Suessiales; Symbiodiniaceae.
AUGGCUGAGGUGAAGAUGUGCCAAUACACAGAUGCGAGGAUUGGUUGGCCCAGCAUUUCAUUUGCGGAACGCUCGGACGAUGUGGUAAUGGGGGGCCCUUUGACGAUGAGUUCAAAGCUGGAGAUUACCGAAGAAAGGGCCCAUCUCUUUCGCAUCAAUGACAGAGUGGCUUUGGCGGUUGGACAUUUUCGCAUUUUGGCGCUGUUGGCUGUUGAGGAGCUGACGCGAGAGCUGCUGGCGGAUGGCUUGCGAAGGGCCUUGGAGAUGCUUGGGGAAGCUGCAAAGAGCCAAUUUCUGGAGGUCUUGGCUGCGAACAUCCACAAGUUCGCCUUGCAGGAGCAGUAUUCCUUGUCACGGGUUUAUCCCGUCGAGAUUAGCUCCGAAUACAAGAACCUCCAGUCCUUCUUCGCGGAACCGGCUUUGGAGGCCAUCUCUUUUUUAAAGCCCGCUGAGCCUACAGCCCUCUCUGAGCUCCGCAGGAUUUUAGCGGCACUUCCUCAAAUGCCCGGUCCCAGUGCAGAGGAGUUCGUGGUGAAGCUGAAGGAUGAGCAGACCUCACAAGCCUUGAAGGCGGUGAAUACUCGAUCGCGGUCGUCCUUCUUUGGAGAAGUUCGACAAAACUUGUACAGGCUGUCGGAGGCCUCACAGAAGGAACUGGUGGAGUCCUUCACGGAGCUCAAGGCUGAGGUGGUGAAGCUGGUGGACUCCAUGACACAGGAGCCCGCGAAAUCUCAGUGGCUCCAGGGAGCUCGGUGGUCUUGUUGGAGUGGUUGGACUAGUUGGUUGAAGGAUUUGAUGAAUUCCAAGUGUACAGUGGUCGCUUGGAAGACCGCGGAGUAUGGCUUUGUGAAGCGUGAGGGACGUCAUAAUGAUGACAUCCAGCUACAUGUGGCCAAUGCAAAAGGCGAACGCUUCAAGAAGUAUGUUCGCCGUUACGGCUUGCAACCUGGAGUCAGGGUGAAAUUUGACGUGGACUUUGAGGAAAACCGGGGAAGACCUUUUGCAUCAAACUGGGAGAUGGUGGAUCCACCCCACUUAUCUGCGAGCCGUAGCCGCAGCGGAAGAUCUCGCAGCAGGUGCCACUCUCAUGGUCCGAAGGGCCUCGCGUGCCUCGCCCAGUGUGAAGCGCACUCGGGCCUCGCCCAGCGUGAAACGGCCUGGAAGAGCCGGGAGCGUGCAAAGUCGGCCAGUGGCAAGAAGAAGGGCACCAGUCGCAGCCGGGAUAAGAAAAGGAGCAGGGACCGUGAUCGCAGGAAGAGGAAGAGCAACUCGACGAAGCGCAGAUCGAGAAGUAGAGAGAAGAAUGACCGAAAGAAGAAAUCUCUCAGCAAGAGCCGCGACAGAGAGAAGCCGAAGCGAAGCAAUGCUUCGAAGUCGCGCAGCAAGAGCAAGUGUGAGGAGGAAAAGUCAAAGAAGGCUGUUUUGUCCGCAUCAUUUCAAGCCAACUUCAAGCAAAUUGGUGCUGGCGCAAAGCGCGCAAAGGAGGCUUUUCUGCUCCAGAUGGCCGUUUGCCUCAAGACAGUAGAGCGGCGGGACUGGCAUGGAGCUCAGCGCAUGGGUCAGUGCAUGAAGAACUAA